This is a messenger RNA of Dovyalis caffra, 1554 nucleotides long. NCBI's taxonomy places the organism in Eukaryota, Viridiplantae, Streptophyta, Magnoliopsida, Malpighiales, Salicaceae. The record is from the annotation of a GenBank genome assembly.
AUGGCCACGAAAAUUGCUAGACAACUAUUCAACGCCUUAGUGGUUAAGAUUUCGACGGAUCAAGUCGGCCCCACAUCAGAGCAGAGCAAAGGGAAACAAAGAUUUCUUUUUCUUGGCAUGGAUUCAAAGACUAACAAGGAGCUACCUGUUACUGAUCCCUUAAAGAGCGAAGAGAAAGACAAAAAUGGCUCAGCCAUGACUAAGCAAGGAGCUUAUGCUGCCAUUUCUUACAUGGCCAGUGCAGGUUUUAGUGAAGUGAAGUCGUCAAUUGUGAUGGGAUUGCGAAAAAGUGUUAGAGAAUUUGAUGGUGUAAGUAUGAAGGAGACGCACGCUUCAGCUUCAAUUCCUAGCGUUCUUAGGAUCAUAUCUUUUACAACUAGUGAACCUCAGAACAUGUCUAAAAACCCAGCAAAAUUGGUACCAUUUAAGACAUUGCUUCACACCCUUCCUCUGGCAUUGUCAUAUUUGCUUUACAUGCUGGUCACAAUGGAAUCUGUACGUGCCAUAAAUGUCCCCAUGUACACCACCCUUAGGAGGACUACUGUGGCUUUCACAAUGAUUGUGGAGUAUCUUCUGACGGGACGGAAACAUUCCUUGCGUGUUGUUGGCAGUGCUGCUUCAGAGAUGGAUUUGGAUUUCAUCAGUGUCGGGAUAAUCUUACUUGGUGCAUUUGUUGCUGGAGCUCGGGACCUGUCAUUUGAUGCUUAUGGCUAUGCUGUUGUCUUUGUUGCAAACAUUUGUACAGCAAUAUACCUUGCUUCUAUUGCUCGAAUUGGUAACAAAAUGCGAUCUUUCUCAUAUGCAAUUGACUGCUAUGAGGUUUCAAAACUUUGUUUGAUUUAUGAUGCAAUCUCAAUCCUUUCAGGUAAAUCUAGUAACCUUAAUAGCUUCGGUCUUAUGUGGUGCAAUGGAAUAAUUUGUGGACCAAUCUUGCUAUUCUGGACAUCAAUUAGAGGAGAUUUGGAAGCAAUGAGGAACUUCCCCUUUCUCUUAGACCCAGGAUUUCAGAGCAAUGGAUAUGAUGACCCUUCCAUCAGUUAUUCGUAUUUGACAGUCAUAUCUAAAACUGCUGCACUGAAAUGUUUUGCAGGUGGUGAUGCUUCUUUCCUGAUCUUUUCACCAUUGGAUUUGGCUGGUUACUAUUUGGUGGGCUUCCAUUUGAUCUGUCUUAGAGUGGCACAUAUUCUUAUGUUGACUGGGAUCAUGUUGUCUUUUCAGUUGAAUGUUGUUGGCCAGUCACUUGGUUUCUUUGGAUCUUGUUUGUGCAAGAAUGUUUCCUUCCCUCAAGAAAAGGAAGAGCGAGCAGUGCUCAUGAUUCAUUAUUUGUUGUUCGAUCUUUUGAAAAGUAAGAUGCUAGCUUCUUCUGUCCACUUGUUGAGUAUUUUGGGAGGUUCUAGGAGGGGAGUCUGCUUCUGCUUGCAUGUGUGGACAGAAAAGUCUGAGAGUUGUAGUAGAAAGAGAGAAAAGGUAACAACUCGAGUUCGUGGAGGGAUGUGUGUUUCUUGUCCCCACAAGCUGACAAGUGAGUUUGGCCUCAUUGCCAUACAUGAUUGA